AUGAAGGGGGGUGGAGAUGACGUCGCGAAGAAGCUUGAUGGGGCAAAGAAACCUGUAUUUCUCUCCAAAGCACAGCGAGAACAGCUUGCCCUUCAACGCUGCCAAGAGGAAGUAGCUCAACAAACACACAAAGCAAAACUUUUUCUUCAAAGCAACAAUGAAUCAAAACCCAUUUCUUCUUCCGACCGUGACCGUGACUUGGACCGUUGGUCUUCACAUAACCAAGAUAGGGUACUUUGCAGGGUUUUUUUUUCGAGGAAGAGGAGCAAAGCAAGAAUGAAGCGGCAGUGCCUUCAAUUUGACGUCGUCAGUGCAUUUAACGAAGCAGACGGGGAAAUGACUUUGGAAGAACCUAGAUUUGACGGCGUCAGAGAAAGUGGGACCCUGGCUACAAUAUGCCGCAAUGAGUGGCUUAAAAGUCUCCCAUUGUUAUCUGCAAAGUGCAAAGGAAGGGCCACCCUCUACCGGCGCUUCCGGUGA
Fraxinus pennsylvanica is the source of this 480-nucleotide messenger RNA. NCBI's taxonomy places the organism in Eukaryota, Viridiplantae, Streptophyta, Magnoliopsida, Lamiales, Oleaceae. The record is from the annotation of a GenBank genome assembly.